GGUUCAAUUUAGGACAGGGCGCCAUGUUGUGUCGCUCAGCGGUCGCUAGGCAACCUUUGUAAGACAAUGACAGAGUUACACCAGGCUGCAGCAGUAGGCGAUUUUGAUCGAGUCCAGGAUAUUCUUAGGCAAAAUAAAUGCAAUCCCAAUUAUAGAGACGUCGACUGGAGCUGCAAGACACCUCUUCACUGGGCAGCAGCUAAAGGACAUACAGAAACAGUUAAGAUCCUCAUUGAGCACGGAGCUCGGCCAUGUCUGAGGACGGAGCAUGGAUGGACACCUGCACACUAUGCUGCAGAGUUUGGCCGGCUGGCCGUGCUACGAUUGCUACACUCCCUUCAUGCCCCUAUAGACAAGGAGGACAGCUGUGGAGACAAACCAGUGCGGAUAGCUGAAAUAUAUGGACACCAGGACUGUGUUCGAUUUCUUAAAAAAGCGGAGAUUGAGAGCCAGGCCUACCGAAAGCUGGCAGCCCAAAAAGGGAUUCCUAUUGAUGACACCGAUGAGGAAUGGGCAGAACGGGGCAAAGAAAAUGAAGAAAACAGGAUCUCUAAAAGCAACAUUCGGAUGUAGACGCCUAGCUCACUUUCACACAACAAAAUGUAAACAAGAGUCACAUCCAUGCAGCUUUCCAUUUGAGAGUUUUUGUGUGGCAUUUCAGUGCAAUGAAAAACAUGCAGGCUAAUAUACAGUAUUACUUAAACCACUUUUCAUAUUAAUAGACUAUAAUGCAACAAACAAACAAAAAAAAAAUACAGCUUCAGAAUUUUUCAGUAGCCCUUUCUACUAAACAGUGGACUUUAACUUGUAUCAAAGCAAAAUAAACAACAAAGCAUAUCAGAAAUAGUCACAUAUUUGUGGUAUUAUGUGUAAAAUGUACUGUAAAUUGCUGUGGCUUAAGAGUGCACACAUUUGAAGCAAUUUUCACAUCGAAGUUGAGUCUAACUUUGUGGUGCUGUCGGUGCUGGAUGCAGUAGCCUGGACAGCGGAGGAGAGGGAUGUGUAAAAUUAAUCAAUUGUCACUGUGGUGUUUUGCAUCUGAGUUAGCCCAGUCAUGCACUUACCUUUUUCUUGAAAUGAUUCAGCAGUGCUUCACGGGUCUGUCAGAAAUGAAUAAAAACAUUAUUAAUGAUUUG
Monopterus albus (swamp eel) is the source of this 1136-nucleotide messenger RNA. RefSeq names its product ankyrin repeat domain 66 (gene ankrd66). The coding region runs from base 67 to 573 and encodes 168 amino acids. Gene Ontology annotation, molecular function: protein binding. The record is from RefSeq and is a predicted model, not a curated record. The transcript has 3 exons. Lineage: Eukaryota; Metazoa; Chordata; Actinopteri; Synbranchiformes; Synbranchidae.